Cyclopterus lumpus (lumpfish) is the source of this 4255-nucleotide messenger RNA. RefSeq names its product sterile alpha motif domain containing 1b (gene samd1b). Gene Ontology annotation, molecular function: protein binding; DNA binding. The transcript has 7 exons. The record is from RefSeq and is a predicted model, not a curated record. Lineage: Eukaryota; Metazoa; Chordata; Actinopteri; Perciformes; Cyclopteridae. Bases 466 to 2421 code for a protein of 651 amino acids.
AUGGAGCCGUCACCAACCCAUCUGUUGACCGCCCGGCUCAAUCUGAUUCGGCAACACGCUCCAAAACCCGACACUCAAUAACUCGUCUCGCGCUCCUUGUCUGGACUGCCUAUUGGUGUUUCGUUGUGUUAAAAUCAGACGUUGUCAUCUGCGGGCUGAUCAGAUCGAGACUGCGAACAAAGAGCACAGAUCCGAUGGACUAAAAGCCAGCCGAUUCCACCUUAAAUGUAAUUUGUGUCUGUGGUGGAGACCUAGGCGCCAUCUUCGGUCCACCUUAAGCGCACAAUGUGGCCAACGAACGAAAACGAACCAGCCAGGCUUCCGUCCUCAUUCUCCAGCCGGGGAUCGCACUCUGGCUUCCCAGCUUUGACACAGCGUCACUUGUGAAACAGCAGAGGAGGGGUGGUGGGGAGGCAGGGGGGAGAGAAAAGACGCACCCGGGCCAAACCCCACCAGCAAGAGAAGAUGUCCGAACCCAAUAAGUACCGAGAGUGGAUCCUGGAAACAAUCGACUCUCUCCGCUCGAGGAAAGCCCGUCCGGAUCUGGAGAGGAUUUGUCGAAUGGUCCGGAGACGACACGGGUCAGACCCGGACCGAACCAGGACAGAACUGGAAAAACUGAUUCAAGAGCAGACGGUGCUCAAAGUUAGCUACAAGGGGUCCAUCUCGUACCGGAAUGCGGCGAAGGUGCAGCGGAAAAGCAGAAAGAAGAGUGAGUUUACGGCCGCUGGCAGCGGCGGCGCGGAGGCAGCGAGGGAGCGGACCAAACACGACCAUCUGAACAACAACGGCGACAGUGCGCACAGCUUCACCGACCAGGAGGAGGGCGAGGAGGACUCGGAGCCCAGCCCAGACCCCCACACUCAAACACCAGCAAGCACCAGCGACAAGAAGCUGGAGCCUGCCUCAAGCCCGAGUAGCGGAAACGGGCGCCUCAUUUGUGGCGCAACAACGGGCUGCGCUGUCGGGAGCGGCUGCAAAGAGGAGAAAGCAAGUGCACCGAGAGACAAGGGAUUAGGACAGCAGGGGGUGGGGGACUGCCCGUCGCCCGGUCUCGGCCACACAACAAACUCGCACGACGGCGGCGAUGCGAGCGGGAUAACGCCGAGCAGCGCCGACGCGGUUCCUGGAGAAAGAGAGCCGUGUUUGUCAAGAGAUGUCACCCAGAACAAAACUUCCUCUGGGAGCGUCUGCCACCUCCCGCAAGAGCAGCAGAGACCGAAGCAGGCGGUGCCCCUCAAGCCCAAACUUCGAGUCGGAGGAGGGGGCACCGACACAGCGGGGGACCACGCCAACUCCGACCUGGGCGACAGACUGGUGGCUUCUGUUCGCAGCCUGUCGGAGAAAAACAUCCGAGGGGGCUCCGCCGCCGCGGCGACACGAGGCCACAUGAAGCCGCUCGGGCUGAAGGAGAUUCUGGGCUAUCUGAGCAGCCAGGACCGGCUGUCGGAGCAGAAGCUGACCCGGGGCAAAGUCAAAGUGGUCAUGGAGAGAGAGGUGGCGAGGGGCAGACUGCGCAGGACACGCUGCGGGAACAUUACUCUUCCUCUGAGGGGGGUGGUGGCGGCGGAGGAGCCGAUGCCGAAGAAUGCGUCCGCGGACAGACUUGCAAAGAGCGCACUGCAGGACGAGCACACCGGGGAAAAGUCGCCCUCCGCUUCUCUCCGGGAGAAUGAGCCGAUGGAAACAGCCAGGGAGGAGGAAGAGGAGGAAGAGGAGGAGGAGGAUCCCCGGAGUUCUGAUGAGGAGGCGGGAGGACUAUCCCCGGUAGCCAUGACAACCGAACCAGAGCUCAUUGAGAAACCCACAGAAGACGUUGAGGUCCAGACCGCGUCAGAGCAGGAGAGUGAGGGUUGGGCUGCUGGUCUCACUGGGAUGUGCAGGCUUGAUUCCCUCACCAAGACGCCCCACCUACCUGUUCAGGGAGCUUCCCUGUCACAAUGUAACAGCACACACGUGGAGGACAAAGCUGUCGUCUCUGAUCAGCAACACAUGGAGGCACAAAGCCAGAUGCAGGAGGACAGAAUCAACCACACCUCCUCAGACUUUAACAACUUGGAGUCUAAAGCGGAAGUCGGCGUGUCGUCCUGCCUGCUCACGCCCACUGCGUCUCCCAGAGACUCCGGCAUGUCUGAGGAACGAGGGAUAAACGGAGGAGGAGGGUGUAUGAAGUCAGAGGGGGCCAGCGGGGGCCUAGUGGACUGGACAGUGUCUGAUGUGGUCAGUUAUUUCACAACAGCAGGUUUUCCUGAACAGGCUGCUGCCUUCAGGACCCAGGAAAUCGAUGGCAAGUCUCUUCUCCUCAUGCAGCGCAACGAUGUUUUGACUGGCCUGUCAAUCAGACUCGGGCCCGCCCUCAAGAUCUAUGAGCGUCAUGUAAAGGUUCUGCAGAAAACACACUUUGAGGAUGACGACUGUUAAUGACUGUUAUGUCUGUAUCUACAUAUAGCUCAAGUAAUCCUAUAAAAAUGCAUGCAUGAUAUAUACGGUUCACUUUUCAUCUCAUGUCAAACAGCACACAUACACACACACAUGUACACCCACACACACACACACACCCAUGGUCAGACUGCCAGGCUGUUACAGCACUGCAUACUUGCUUAUUAACACCAUGCUAUAAUGUAUUAAACAGGAGACUGAUAAUUGGGUCUCUCUGACUUGUCACACACACACACACACACACACACACACACACACACACACACACACACACACACUUCUGUUUCUUUUCCUCUGGCCCUCUAAACUGUUCUGGUCCAGAAAAGGCGUAACAAAAUGAGACUGAAUGGACAACCAUGAUUUUCUACCAACUGUUGGAGGGAGAAAUCAGACUCGUACAAUUUUAAGAUGCAAAGUUUUAUUUUUUAAAGUAAUGCAUGUUUUCUUUUUUUCUUUACAAUGAUCAAGCACUUUGCCAUUUCUUGACCUGCAGACCUUUAUGCACAUUUUGAAAGAGGUCGUAGUUAUUCUGUGUUAAAGUACAUUUUCUUUCUUUGAAGCUUUAAUUCAAGGGUUUCUCACUUGUGGGUGCGUGUUUGUCACUGUACACUAACUGUAUGUGUGUAAAGGCAUCAUGGAGCAUGUGGAUUGAGCAGAAACAUAUUAGAAAUGGACCAGAUUAAAUACAUUCGCAGAAGCUGGAUGGACCCGCCACAGCCGUCCUGUAUAUAUCAGGAUACAAUCCGGUGCAAACGGUUAAAGCAAUAAGUUGAUAGCUCCUACUAGAUGUUUGAGAGGUUGGUGGAUCUGGUGAGCUCUCAGAUCGACAGGUUCUUUUUGUCUAUCUUAGUGUUUCUGAUGAAAAUGAACGACAUUCAGUUUUUAAAAAAUGUUUAUAAGCAGAGUGUGUGGCAUGAUGUGUUCCGGCCUAUGCAUCAAGGGCCGGUUUACAAGUUAGACUUCAGAAGGACAUCAGAGUUCAUCCGCUUCACAAAGCUUAAGUAGGGACACAUUUGCAAUGAAUUGUGGAUAAAUUACGCAAUUUUUUCCUCUUUUUUCUGUCGUUUAGUGCCACUGGUCAGCAGGUGUCACUGAUUGUUACCAUGGAAAAAUGGCCUUUUAGUUCAGUUACCAGGCAUUCACAUUCAGAUGUUAGGCUUAAAUUAGGCAUUCAAGUAUAGUCUCACUCUACAGUCUGACAUAUCUUUGGGAAACUGGCCUCAGAGUCUGGUGCAGACAUUUUGAUCAUCAAACACGCCAGCUAACUGGUCUGAAAUCAGCAGAACAAUCAAUUUGUGUUGAAAGUGUAAAUGUAUUAAAAAGUCAAACUUUAAAAAACCAAAUGCUGUCAGACGAUCACACAUCUCAGUCCCACCAUCACUCGCGGCAUACAUUCCAGGUUUGGCAUCUCUUUUGUGCAUGCCUUCUCAAAUGACGUUUAUAUUUCUGUAUUCGGCAUAUCGGUUUCAUUUUGUGAGUGUUUUCAAUCCACUCUCCACAUACUGACGGUCACAUCAACGUUUCUCUGUGCAUUCAAACCUUUUCUACCUCUCUCUCCCCUCGUUUUUUCCCAUUUUCUUUGCAACCUCCAUGAACCUAUUUGUAGGUUGUUACACUUAGUCUACGGUGCAUGUUUCGGUGUUCGCUGCCCCUGUUCGCAUUCAGAUCAUUUCAUUGUCAUUAGUUAAAUCUGUAGGAAGGGGACAGCUGUGUUUGAGUCCGGAUUCUCACAAGGGGGAAUGUACAGUGCGUCUACGCCCUUGUUGCGUGUCUGAUUAUAUGUGAAAGGACAAUUUUAGUAAUAAAAGUUUGAAUC